AUGACGUACAUCCGCUCGGUUGCUCUACUCACUGGACUGGCUCUAUCUUCCUCGAUUGCUGCAUUUGACGAUCUUGAGGAUUCCAUGGGGCAGCCUCAGGUUACUGGAACGAUCGACCCUGCCUACUACAAUCCGCGACCAAUGACCAUAGACGAAGUCGCGUUCCUGACAACGACUGCAUGCCACCCGAGCUCGUACAAUGCGGACGUGACCACACGGAUCUGCUUUAGUGAAUAUCUGACGAUAUCGUUGGAGUUUCUGGCUGGAAGGAACCGCACGUACCAAGUGGAGGGCUGCCCCGUGGACCAGGACAUUGAUUUGGGCUACUGUCGUGAGGGGAAAUGCACGUCGCCCUCGGUCUACGACGUACGCAUCUUGGUGCUGCCGAGGGAGAACUGGCUGAACGUGACGUCGAUCAUAAAGGUAGGGGCGUAA
Peronospora matthiolae is the source of this 435-nucleotide messenger RNA. Lineage: Eukaryota; Oomycota; Peronosporomycetes; Peronosporales; Peronosporaceae. The record is from the annotation of a GenBank genome assembly.